This is a messenger RNA of Ilex paraguariensis (yerba mate), 927 nucleotides long. Lineage: Eukaryota; Viridiplantae; Streptophyta; Magnoliopsida; Aquifoliales; Aquifoliaceae. The record is from the annotation of a GenBank genome assembly.
AUGUUUUUAUUAUGGCAAUGCGUUUUACAGACUGGUAACAUCUCCACUCAUGCAACUGAACGUCGAACGAAGAACUUGUUCUUGCAAAGUUUAUAUGAGGAAGAACAGAAAAGAUUGGGGAUGGAGAAUGGUGUUAAUGGUGGGAAGAAUGAUUCUGAGGGUGAAAUUCAAGAUAAGGACAUUGUAGAAUGUCUACAAGAUGGUGUUCAAAAUUGGACAGACUUUUCAAAAGUCCACUAUCAUCCCCGGAGUUUGUAUGAAUUAACUGGACUAGGAAUGGACAUUGGGGAAUUCGAGAGUUAUGGAAUUGGAAGGGAUGCCUUCUCUGAGGCUUUACGAGGAGAAGAAAUAAAUGAGAGGCUUCGUUUUUUCAUGGAAGAGUGUGACCAUAUUCAGGGAAUUCAAUUUAUGGUUGAUGACUCUGGAGGAUUUUCUGGUGUGGCUGCAGAAUUUUUGGAGAAUAUUGUGGAUGAGUACACAAACGUUCCAAUGUUGCUCUAUACGGUCCGGAGCCCUGGCUCUUACAUUAACCUCACAAGCCGGAAGCAGACAAUCUCUCACUCUCUUCAUGAUGCAAUUUCAUUUGCAAAAUUGUCAUCCUUGUGUAAAUUGAUCGUGCCUAUUGGUUUACCCUCCCCGAGUAAAAGUAAGUAGUGUUAAUUUGUGGGAAAGGUCCUUUUUAUAACCACCUCUUGUUUUCUGAUUACCGGAUUAAAUUUGAAUUGUUUCUAAGAAAUUUGAUUUCCUAAUUGUAAAUGAAAUUUGGUUGAUCAACCAAGCAAGAUGCAUUUUGUGUUUUAGUGAGAAUGUACCUUUAUGUUAUGUUGCUAAAUAUCUCAAUAUUAGUUUGCUUGAACCAAAAUCACUGGAUAUGCUAUGUUCAUGUUAUGCUGGAGAUUAUUCUUAGAUCAAAUUCUCCCCCCCCCC